GGGGGAGAGGCUUGCUGACGUCACAGUCUCGCGCACUCCUCCCAUCACGCCGAGCGGAUCUUGUCCAAAAAGGACCCGGCGAGGAGGAGCAAGGCUGGAUCAGGCUGGAGAUGAAGCCUGACAAUUUGUCUUGCGUCAAAAAAAAAAAAAAAAACUCCCCAAGCGGACGACUUGCAAAGCAAGAGUGGACGAAUGGAAGCUCCACGGGGGAGGAGGGGGAGGACGGCGCUCCUUCGUUCUUCUAAGAGGAUAAAGAGUGUUUGAGUGUAAGGUGUGUGUGUGUGUGUGGGGGGGGGGUUAAUUUUAACCCGACUCUUGUGGACUAUCUUCCCCGGGGCCACGACAUGAGCGGCGGGGCGGAUGAGAGCUCGGUGCGCGUGGCGCUGAGGAUUCGCCCUCAGUUGGCCCGAGAGAAGAUCGAAGGCUGCCACAUCUGCACGUACGUGACGCCGGGGGAGCCGCAGGUGGUCCUGGGCAAGGACAAGGCCUUCACGUACGACUUUGUCUUCGACAUGGACGCCCAGCAGGACGCCGUCUACGGCCGCUGCGCCGAGAGUCUCAUCGAGGGCUGCUUCGAGGGCUACAACGCCACCGUAUUUGCGUACGGGCAGACUGGUUCGGGGAAAACGUACACCAUGGGGACCGGCUUCGACGUCAACAUUGGCGAGGACGAGCUGGGCAUCAUUCCCAGGGCCGUCAACCACCUGUUCCAGGGCGUCGAGGAACGCCGGCAGUCUGCCGCCGACCAAGGAAAGCCAGUUCCCGAGUUCAAGAUCAAUGCGCAGUUCCUGGAGCUGUACAACGAGGAGGUGGUGGACCUGUUCGACGCCACGCGGGACGUGGAGGCCAGGCGGCAGAAGUCCAGCGUGCGCAUCCACGAGGACGCCGGCGGCGGUAUUUACACGGUCGGCGUCACCACGCGCAGCGUCGCCUCCGCGGCCGAGAUGAUCCAGUGCCUGAAGUUGGGCGCGCUGUCCCGGACCACGGCCAGUACUCAGAUGAACGUGCAGAGUUCACGCUCGCACGCCAUCUUCACCAUCCACCUGUGCCAAGUCCGAAUGUGCUCACCGGACAAUGUGAGCGCAGCACGUCGCGUUUUGGAUCUACAGUCCGAUCGACGCAAUCUUUGUUUUGCGUUUCCACCCCAGGGCGACACGACGGACAACUGCCUGGCGGGCGGCUCCGGCAUCGACGAGUUCGAGACGCUGUCGGCCAAGUUCCACUUCGUCGACCUGGCCGGAUCCGAGAGGCUGAAGAGAACCGGGGCCACGGGAGACCGAGCCAAAGAAGGGAUCUCCAUCAACUGUGGACUGCUGGCCUUGGGCAACGUGAUCAGCGCCCUCGGUGACAGGAGUAAGCGCUCGACGCACGUGCCUUACCGAGACUCCAAGCUCACCCGCCUGCUGCAGGAUUCGCUGGGCGGGAACAGUCAAACGGUGAUGAUCGCGUGCAUCAGCCCGUCCGACCGCGACUUCAUGGAGACCCUGAACACCCUGAAGUACGCCAACCGGGCGCGGAAUAUCAAAAACAAGGUCGUGGUGAACCAGGACCGAGCGAGUCAGCAGAUCAGCGCCUUGAGGACGGAGAUGGCGCGCCUGCAGAUGGAGCUGAUGGAGUACAAGACGGGGAAGCGCACGAUUGGCGAGGAUGGAAUGGCGGGCGUCAACGACUUGGUCCACGAGAACGCCAUGCUGCAGACGGAGAACGACAAUUUGAGGGUGAGGGUGAAGGCCAUGCAGGAGACCAUCGACGCGCAGCGAGCCAGACUCACUCAAAUCCUCAGCGAUGGAGCCAACCAGGCGCUGGCCAAAGCAGGUGAAGGCACUGAGGAGAUUGGCAACAUGAUCCACAACUACAUCAAGGAAAUUGAGGAGCUCCGAGCCAAACUCCUGGAGAGCGAGGCCCUCAACGAGAACCUCAGGAAGAACCUCUCCCGCGCCUCCACCCGCUCGGCGCUGUACGCCGGCCCCGCCUCCUUCCCUCCCGCCCUCUUCGCGCCCGAGAAAGAAGCCAGCGACGUCAUCGAGAUGGCCAAGAAAGACCUGGAGAAGCUCAAGAAGAAGGAGAAGAGGAAGAAAAAGAGUGCUUCAAAGGGAGAAGUUCCAGACAAUGACCUGCAGCAAGGCAGCAAUGAAGCAGAGGCGGAGGGCAGCGACCACGAGGAAGGCGAGGUCGGCGACGGAGAGGAAGAGGAUUCGGACACGGCGGGAGAGGAGACGUCCGAUGAGUUUGACGCCGAGGACCUGGAGGAAAAAGACGACGUCCAGGCCGACCUGGCCAACAUCACGUGCGAGAUCGCCAUCAAGCAGAAGCUGAUCGACGAGCUGGAGAACAGCCAGCGGCGCCUCCACACGCUCAAGCAGCAGUACGAGCACAAGCUGGUGAUGCUGCAGAACAAAAUCCGAGACACGCAGCUGGAGCGCGACAAAGUGCUGCAUAACAUGGGCUCAGCGGAGUCGUGCACGGAAGAGAAAGCCAAGCGGAUCAAGGCCGAGUACGAGAGGAAGCUGAGCUCCAUGAACAAGGAGCUGCAGAAGCUCCAGUCGGCCCAGAAGGAGCACGCGCGCCUGCUCAGGAACCAGUCGCAGUACGAGAAGCAGCUCAAGAAGCUGCAGCUCGACGUCACCGAGAUGAAGAAGACCAAGGUGGCGCUGAUGCGUCAAAUGAGGGAGCAACAGGAGCGCAACAGAGUCACCGAGUGCAAGAGGAACAGGGAGAUUGCCUCCUUGAAGAAAGAUCAGCGCAGAGCCGAGCAUCAAGUGAAGCAGCUCGAGGCGCACAAGAGACAGCAGGAGUUAAUUCUCCGCAGGAAGAAUGAAGAGGUGACUGCCCUGAGGCGUCAGGUGAGGCCAGCGUCCGGCAAGGUGAGCAGAAAAGUCUCCUUGCCCGACAGUUUCCCUGAGCCUUCCCAUCGGAGCGCUCCGGGAAGGCCGCACUCUUCUGGAACGUCGACAUCCAACGGAGCCAGGAGUUCUCCAGCGCGGAUGGGAAGCAGCUACCUGAGCCGGACCGCCAGGGCCAAGUGGCAGGCGCUGGAACGCCGCCUCAGUGACAUCAUCAUGCAGCGGCUGACCAUCUCCAACAUGGAAACGGAUAUGAAUCGACUCAUGAAGCAAAGGGAGGAGCUGACCAAACGUAGGGAGCGAGUAUCUAGGAAAAGGACGAAGUUGGCGGCGGAGGGGGUCACGGACUCCGAGCGCUCGCUAGCCUCCUUGAACGAGGAGCUGGAGUCCCUGGGCGCUAACAUCGACUACAUCAACGACAGCAUCGCGGACUGCCAGGCCAACAUCAUGCAGAUGGAGGAAGCCAAGGAAGAAGGAGACACAGUGGACGUGACGGCGGUGGUCAGUUCGUGUAAUCUAUCAGAGGCUCGCUUCCUUUUGGACCAUUUCAUGACAAUGGCUAUCAAUAAGGGCCUGCAGGCGGCUCAGAAGGACUCCCAGCUGAAGGUGAUGGAGGGUCGGCUGAAGCAGACCGAGAUCAACAGCGCCACGCAGAACCAGCUGCUGUUCCACAUGCUGAAGGAGAAAGCCGAGAUCAAUCCGGAGCUGGACGCCCUGCUGGGGAGCGCCCUCCAAGAGAACGGGGACGAAAGCAGCAGCGACGAGUCCAGCACCAGCCUGUCUGCAGAGGACGGCACACUGCCGUCAGAUCUGAUGAAGUUAUGUGGCGAAUCCCGUCCCAGAAGUAAGGCUCGCAGGCGGACCACCACCCAGAUGGAGCUCCUCUACGCCACCUCUGGAGAUCCACCCUUCGAUUCGCCCACGGCGGACUUCUCCGGUCCUUUGCUUCCCCUCGCCGAGCACCAGGGCGGGCCUGCGGACCCAGGCCGCGAAUCCCCAUCUUCUCUCUCGGCUCGUUCACCUGGCAUCUUCCCAUCCAGGUCACCGACAAGCACCGGGGAGAGGAAGCAGGUCGGGCGCUCACCACUUACUCGAUCGAACGUGACACCGGGGGGCGCUAAAACCCGAGGAAAUGACUGCAAAACGUCGUUGGAUGAGUCUCCUGUGUUUGAUGGCCAUAGAGGCAUAAUCAACCCUGUGGCACUCCCAAAGACCAGUCGGGCAGCCAAACUCCAAUGUGUCCACGUCGCUGAGGGACAUACCAAGCCCGUCCUCAGUGUCGAUGCCACAGAGGAUUUGCUCUUCACUGGAUCCAAAGAUCGAACGUGUAAGGUGUGGAACUUGGUGACCGGUCAGGAAAUCAUGUCUUUAGCAGAUCAUCCCAGCAGUGUUGUUUCAGUCAGGUACACGUCCAGCCUGGUCUUGACGGUGUCCGCUGCAUACAUAAAAGUGUGGGACAUCCGGGAUUGUGCAAAAUGUAUCCGCACACUUACGGCUUCGGGUCAAGUUGGCGCAGGGGACACCUGUGCCUCAGCCAGGGCUUUCUCCAUCCCUCCAGGGGAGAGUCAGAUCAACCAGAUCGCCAUCAAUCCUGCCGGUUCCUUCCUCUACGCUGCCGCGGGGAAUGCGGUACGCAUGUGGGAUCUGCGAAAGUUUGCGUCCACAGGGAAGCUCACUGGCCAUUUGGGUCCGGUCACGUGUCUGACGGUCGAUAAAUUAGGCAACGGACAAGACCUCGUGCUGACCGGCUCCAAAGACCAUCACAUCAAAAUGUUCGAGGUGGCAGAAGGGGCUCAGGGGAGUAUCGGCUCCUGCCACACAUUGGACCCCACUCAUCAGGACAGCGUGGAGUCUCUGGCUUUGCACGAAGAGUUUGUCUACAGCGCCUCCAGAGACUACUACGUCAAAAAGUGGGACUUGUCCACGAAGCGGCUGUUGCAGCAGUCAGUCAGCGCACAGACAGACUGGGUCAGCGCCUUGGGCGUGGUCCCCGGCUCUUCGGCGCUGCUCGGCGGAUGCAGAGGGGGGCUACUCCGCCUGUGGCACGCCGACUCACUAGCGCCCCUCGGCGACAUCCAGGGCCACGACAGCCCCGUAAACGGCCUGGCGACCAACAGCUGUCAUUUGUUCACCGCCUCAGACGACCGCACUGUGAAAAUUUGGGAAGCCAAAGGAUCUCUGGAGGAUGGAGUCCAUUGAGAGCUCCAGAAAACGCCUGAUCUAAAGUUGACUUGGGACCACAGACCCUGACUUUGCUUCGAUUUGAAGCCUUUUAGUGCAACAAUUUGCUAGCUUGCACUCAUUUUUUUGUGUGUGUGUGUGUGUUCAAGGCCUUUCCGAAGCCUGCAUAUUUAACGUUUCGCUUCACCAGCAAUACUUUGGACUUUUCUGUGCGCAUCUUUGCAGUGUUCGCAUUGUGAAUUCAAGGACCAAAAUACUACUGAAGCUGCAUUGGGCUUUUAUUCUCCUGUUAAAAUCGUCGCCGCAACACGUUUCAGGAAAGUAAAUGGGUUAUUUUUUUUUUUUUUUUACUGUACUUUGUCGGGCCAGACGAUUCGUUAGGUACACUGGCCUAAUACAGUAACUGCUUUCCAUGCAGCUGAGAGCUUCCAUAAAGCACCUGUAGCCUUAACGGUUAAUACGGCACGAACAAGGGGGGAAAAAGUGUUUUGUAGUGCAACGUAAUAAUAAGUAUGCACGUUUUGUUUUUUAUUUUUUUUCUUCAUUCAAGGCACCAUUUACCGUAAUUCUCAGCCUACAGACCGCACCAGGUUGUAAGCCUCGGUACACAGAAAGCGUUUUACGCUGACGCUAGCGCCGCCGCUAGAUGGGGAGCUAAAUAGUACCAUAAUUUUCCGGCCUACAAGCCGCGACUUUUUUCCACACCUUUCAACCCUGCAGUUUAUGCGGUGAUGCAGCACUAGCGUUAGCGCGGCGCUAGCGUUAAACUCUUUCUGUGUACCGAGGCUUAUAACCACGUGCGCUAACGCUAGCGCGGCAUCACCGCAUAAAUCGCAGGGUUGAAAGCAUGUGGGAAAAAAGUCGCAUCUUGUAGGCCGGAAAUUACGGAACUAUUCACCUCCCCCUCUAGUCUUGGUAAGUUAGGAGUCUUCUCUUCCUUUGUCCUGAAAAUGUGAGUAAAACUGUUGUUUUUGUUUCCUUGAUUUGUCAUAUCAGUUGGAAAAUUGUUCAGAAAUGUUGGGUAGAUA
Syngnathoides biaculeatus (alligator pipefish) is the source of this 6052-nucleotide messenger RNA. RefSeq names its product kinesin-like protein KIF21A. Gene Ontology annotation, biological process: microtubule-based movement; mitotic spindle organization. Gene Ontology annotation, molecular function: microtubule motor activity; microtubule binding; ATP binding. NCBI's taxonomy places the organism in Eukaryota, Metazoa, Chordata, Actinopteri, Syngnathiformes, Syngnathidae. The coding region runs from base 345 to 5042 and encodes 1565 amino acids. The record is from RefSeq and is a predicted model, not a curated record. The transcript has 34 exons.